This is a messenger RNA of Cydia strobilella, 1083 nucleotides long. RefSeq lists its product as uncharacterized. The transcript has 6 exons. Lineage: Eukaryota; Metazoa; Arthropoda; Insecta; Lepidoptera; Tortricidae. The coding region runs from base 1 to 1083 and encodes 360 amino acids. The record is from RefSeq and is a predicted model, not a curated record.
AUGCAAGCUGAAUAUCCAAAGAAAGUAAAUUCUCCUUAUUGGGAUAGAGUGCACGUUCAGCCAAGAGUGAGGAAGUUCCCUGACACAGGAGAGUCUAGUGAAACCACUGGACGGAGGUGGCGACGACCGCCUGAAGUGGUACAAGAAUUGAAAGCUCCAGUUCCGGAAGUGAGGUUCUACGGUCGAGAUUACAAUGUGACCAGCCAACUGACCCGAUCACAGACUCGGGAGGAUUUCAAGUACAAGGCUCCAGAAACGCGUAGGUUUAACAAACAUACUGCUUGUACUGAAAAUCUGUAUAUUUAUCCACCUAGUCGAAGGCUAACUGACCAGCCCCUGAUGUGCAAUGCACACGGCACGACGGAAAUGCGGCAUGCAUACAAAAUACCGCAACAUCCACCGACCCUGGUUACUGAAAAGAACCAGCAUAAGCAUCCUGCCUGCCUGCCUGACCCACCAAUGAUAGAGCCAAGUUGGCACAAAGACUUAGAACCUUUGGAAACGACAUACGAAGGAUACGAGAAAUACCUAGACCCUUAUCUCACAACGAGCCGGCUGCAUCAUAGGCCAUAUACAGCAGAGCAGCUGGGUAGGAGAUCUGUAACAAAAGAUAUUGUGUCCUAUCACACCUUGUCCAAAGAGCCCUGGGUGAGAACUCGCAAACCUUCAGCAGAUGAUUGGCAUUUGCCUUUAGAACGAUGUAAAAUUAAGUAUGAAAGAGAAAGUAUCAGAAAGAAUUCCACAUUUUCUCUUCCCAAAGAACAUGUGUUUAGGGAAAUUAUCACUCAUAAUAAGCCUAAGUGGCUGCCAAGCUCAUUUCGUACCGAAGUCCGAGACAACUACGUAUCACCACCUAGCCAGGCCGGCUCUAAUAUUCGCGAUCUUGAAGAGCAAGUACAAACAUAUUACAAACGAAACAUCGCGAAUUUGGAAACCAAUGCCCACUACGAGCACUCUACUAAGGAGAAGUUUGCUUCUGAGACAUCACAGAUUGGGACUGGAAAACCUAUUUGUUCUGUGUUGGAUCAAUUUAAGGAAAAGAACAAGAAGCUUAUUAUGCAGUCAAUCAUGAACUCUUGUUAG